Messenger RNA from Medicago truncatula (barrel medic), 612 nucleotides. RefSeq lists its product as uncharacterized. Bases 1 to 612 code for a protein of 203 amino acids. The transcript has a single exon. Gene Ontology annotation, molecular function: nucleic acid binding; RNA-DNA hybrid ribonuclease activity. NCBI's taxonomy places the organism in Eukaryota, Viridiplantae, Streptophyta, Magnoliopsida, Fabales, Fabaceae. The record is from RefSeq and is a predicted model, not a curated record.
AUGCUCCAUAGACCUAAACGCAAGGCAUCUUCUUUGUUGUAUGAAUGGAAUGCAGCUCGAAACGCAAGGCUGAACAACAAUGUUGUUAACGGAGAUGGUGAGCACUCACAGUCAACAAGGGUGAUUAAAUGGAGUAAGCCGAAUAGAGGUCGAAUGAAAUGUAAUAUUGAUGCAUCGUUUCCUAAUAAUGAGAACCGAAUUGGAAUAGGCAUUUGCAUUCGGGAUGAUGAAGGUGCAUUUGUGAUUGCAAGAACAAAAUGUUUAACUCCAAAGUGUGAUGUGCAUAUUGGUGAACCAUUGGGUUUGUUGACAGCUCUUCAAUGGGUGCAUGAGUUACAGUUAGGAUCUAUAGAGUUCGAACUUGAUUCCAAAAAAGUGGUUGAUAGCUAUGGAGCUAAUCGGCAUGAUUCGACGGAAUUUGGAGCUAUUAUUAAUGACUGUAAAACUUUGUUUAAUCAUUUCUAUGAAAACUCGAGUGUAGAGUUUGUUCGGAGACAAGCAAAUGGGUCUGCCCAUGAAUUAGCAAAGGCGGCCACAUUAUCGGCUAGUUUCCAUAUUUUGGUUACGCCACCACAUUGUAUUGAACACAUUUUAAUUAAUGAUAUGCUAUAA